Cyphellophora europaea CBS 101466 is the source of this 1029-nucleotide messenger RNA. Its product is annotated as alkylated DNA repair protein AlkB. The record is from RefSeq and is a predicted model, not a curated record. The coding region runs from base 1 to 1029 and encodes 342 amino acids. The transcript has 2 exons. NCBI's taxonomy places the organism in Eukaryota, Fungi, Ascomycota, Eurotiomycetes, Chaetothyriales, Cyphellophoraceae. Gene Ontology annotation, cellular component: nucleus; cytoplasm.
AUGGCCUACCGUGCUGACCUUGAUGCGCAUGCGAGACCGCCAGAAAACCUCCGAAUCCUGUUCAAGAAGAUUCAGAAAGCUUCACCCGAAGACCUUGCUCUCGAUGAGGCCAUUUUGGACUUUGAGAACCCUUCUUCAGUCGAUCUUCAUGCAAGUCCAUCGAAUGUCGGGUGGGAUUUGGAUAAUCUCCGACAAGCCAUAGGCCACUUUCUCAACAAUGAGGCUCUAUCUUCCGGCCCCAGACCAUCCAUAUAUGAAGCCAAGGCACUUCCUGGUCUACUCAUCUACCCUGGCCUCCUAUCGAGUCCAGUGCAAGCCGCGCUGUUGGACAAGUUGCUGCACCGGGAUCUUGCUAACCCGGAACACUUGACCAACGUCCAUCUAUUCCACGAAAUGAUCUACCCCGAGGACACCCGGGCGGAUGCUAUUGACAAGACCGCCACACUAAAUUCAUUCUUCGCAAUGAACAGCAGUACCCUACUCGAACCGAAAGAUCCUGCUAUACACAAGCCCAUGAGCAUCGCUCAGAUGAUGCGCCGCAAGCUACGCUGGAUGACGUUAGGUGGUCAGUAUGAUUGGACCAACAAGGUCUACCCAGACGAAGAACCACCUUCAUUUCCUGUGGACAUAGCCGACCUUUUAAAGGCCUUCUUUCCUACUGUUGAUGCUCAGGCAGCAAUUGUCAACCUUUAUACACCAGGAGACACGCUCAGUGUACAUCGAGAUGUCAGCGAGGAAUGUGAUCGAGGCCUCAUCAGCGUCUCGAUCGGCUGUGAUGCACUUUUUAUGGUAGGAAACGAAGACGAUUCCAGUGUUGCAACUAUCCGUCUUCGAUCAGGAGAUGCUAUCCUGAUGACAGGGUCCUCGAGAUAUGCUUGGCAUGCUGUCCCCAAAGUGUUGGGAGCCACCUGCCCAGCAUCUCUGUCUGAAUGGCCACAUACCCCAGUGGAACCAGCUUACCAGCAAUGGCGAGGUUGGAUGCAGACCAAAAGGAUCAAUCUGAAUGUUCGCCAAAUGAAGCAGGUAUAG